GAGGCCCGGCGGAGGAGGCGGCCCUGGGAGACCCCGCCGCCGGAAGGAAUUUGGGAAAGCUACAAGGGAAGCUUCAUUUCUCUGAGGCGCUUCUGGGUGACAGGCGCUCUGGGUGACAGGGCGCAGCUGUCCAGCCACCAUGAGCUGGAGCUUCCUGACCCGCCUGCUGGAGGAGAUCCAUAACCACUCCACCUUUGUCGGGAAGAUCUGGCUCACAGUGCUCAUAGUGUUCCGCAUUGUCCUGACCGCUGUGGGUGGGGAGUCCAUCUACUACGACGAGCAGAGCAAGUUUGUGUGCAACACGGAGCAGCCGGGCUGUGAGAACGUGUGCUACGACGCCUUCGCGCCUCUGUCACACGUGCGCUUCUGGGUGUUCCAGAUCAUCCUGGUGGCCACACCCUCCGUGAUGUACCUUGGCUACGCCAUCCACAAGAUCGCCAAGAUGGAGCAUGGCGAGGCUGACAAGAAGGCAGCGCGGAGCAAGCCCUAUGCCAUGCGCUGGAGACAGCACCGCGCCCUGGAAGAGACUGAAGAGGACCAUGAAGAGGACCCCAUGAUGUACCCCGAAAUGGAGCUGGAAAGCGAGAAGGAGAACAAAGAGCAGAGCCAACUGAAGCCCAAGCACGACAGCCGGCGGCGGAUCCGGGAAGAUGGGCUCAUGAAGAUCUACGUGCUGCAGCUGCUGGCCAGGACGGUGUUCGAGGUGGGCUUCCUGAUAGGGCAGUACUUCCUGUACGGCUUCCAAGUGCACCCGUUCUACGUGUGCAGCCGGCUGCCGUGCCCCCACAAAAUUGACUGCUUUAUUUCCAGACCCACUGAGAAGACCAUCUUUCUUCUGAUAAUGUACGGUGUCACAGGCCUCUGUCUGCUACUCAACAUCUGGGAGAUGCUCCACCUGGGGUUUGGGACCAUCCGGGACUCGCUGAACAGCAAGCAGAGGGGACUUGAAGAGCCGGGUGCUUACAGUUACCCUUUCACUUGGAAUGCGCCGUCAGCUCCCCCUGGCUACAACAUCGCUGUCAAGCCAGAUCACGUCCAGUACACCGAGCUGUCCAAUGCAAAGAUCGCCUACCGGCAGAACAAAGCCAACACGGCCCAGGAGCAGCAGUAUGGCAGCCGCGAGGAGCCACUCCCAGCUGAGCUGGAGUCGCUGCAGCGCGAGAUCAGGCUGGCUCAGGAGCGCCUGGACCUUGCCAUCCAAGCCUUCCACCAUCAGAACAAUCCCCCGGCUCCGCGGGAAAAGAAGGCCAGGGCCAGCUCCAACAAGAGCAGUGCCAGCAGCAAAUCGGGGGACGGGAAGACUUCUGUCUGGAUCUGACCUGGGCCUCUCCUGGCCCAGGCAACUUGGCUGCCAAGUGAGGGCUUCCCUGCCGCGCAGCUCAGUGGCCCUGGGAGCAGCAGGCACAGAGCACAGCCUCAAGUCUGCGGGCGGGGCACGUCCGGGCUGUGCAGGGCCACUGCCGCGGGGACCUGGCGUCUUCCGGGUCCGAGGAGAGAGAUUUAAAUCAUUCUUUGGAGCAGUUUUGUAUGUACAGUAUUAUGGCACUUUUUUAAAACAUAACUUUUUUGUAUUUGUACAUUGAACUACUAUAGUUAUGCCUUUUUAUAUUAAAGAAAAGAAACCCUUAACAAGCAGAGCCUGUUAGGCCAGUGUCACUACUUUGUUCAGCAGGCUCAGUGAUAGCUUGAGAGUUUAAUAGCUGCUCACUUCCUCCAAGUGCCUCCUGUCGAGGGACAGGGUUCAAAUCACAAGAGCCCGAAGACCAAUCCAGCUGGGAAGAAAGUACACUGGGAAGAGCUACUGCUGCUCCGCCCACCCAAGGCCGUGGCUCUGAGCUCCUGUCCCAGUGCUUCCUGUCUCUUAAGAGCGUGAUUCCAGAGGAGGUAAAGAGCUCCCUCAGGGAUUCCUGUAAGUACUGAGCUGUGCUGGGUGCUUUGAUGGCGUUUGCGAGGUUCUGUCAGAGCCCCAGGUUGGCCUUGCGUCCCACACAGCUGCCCUGUUCCCGGCUUCUUGACGCCAUCAGAAACACACAGCUUCCCCUGGAAACUUUGGAUGCUUGGAGCUGCCCGUGUGAGGUGACAGUGACCUGCCACAGAGCAGUGGUUUAUCUGCUGCGUGGUGCAGACCCUGCAGAGGGGCCUGAGCGCCUUGGGGUCCCUCCCGCGUGCUCAUGCUGGCUGUCUGCAGCCAGACCAUGGCCUCGUCCUCCAGCCGGCCUUGUGACCGCCAAGGGCCCCACUCCCCUCCCACCUCCUGGGCUGCCUGAGAGUUGCUGCAGGCCACUCGGACCCCACAGUUCCAGAAGCACUGUCCCUUGUCGCCUUGUAAAGCGCCCGUCUGUCACUAGGAAUAGUAGCACCCUUGAUGAGGUUUUCCAUGGCUUAUCAGUUGGCGUUUCUUCCUUGUUACCAAAAAUUUUAAUCUUUUAGUUAUUCAUAUAUUUUGGAGAUUUCUUUCUUUUUGUAUUUUUAAAUUUUA
Messenger RNA from Octodon degus (degu), 2479 nucleotides. RefSeq names its product gap junction protein gamma 1 (gene Gjc1). The transcript is spliced from 3 exons. Lineage: Eukaryota; Metazoa; Chordata; Mammalia; Rodentia; Octodontidae. The record is from RefSeq and is a predicted model, not a curated record. Gene Ontology annotation, cellular component: connexin complex. Bases 140 to 1318 code for a protein of 392 amino acids. Gene Ontology annotation, biological process: cell communication.